GUGGUCAUCGAUGGCAAGGGCCACCUGCUUGGCCGUCUUGCCAGCAUCGUUGCCAAGCAGCUCCUGAACGGCCAGAAGAUCGUCGUCGUCCGCUGUGAGGCCCUCAACAUCUCGGGCGAGUUCUUCCGCGCGAAGCUGAAGUACCACGCCUACUUGCGCAAGAUGACCCGAUACAACCCGACUCGAGGUGGUCCCUUCCAUUUCCGCGCCCCGUCCCGAAUCUUCUACAAGGCCGUCCGUGGUAUGAUUCCCCACAAGACCGCCCGUGGAGCUGCUGCGAUGGAGCGCCUGAAGGUCUUCGAGGGUGUCCCUCCCCCGUACGACAAGAAGAAGAAGAUGGUGGUUCCCCAGGCCCUGCGUGUCCUGAGACUGCAGCCCGGCCGCAAGUUCUGCACCGUCGGCAGACUCAGCCACGAGGUUGGCUGGAAGUACCAGGAUGUUGUUGAGCGAUUGGAGGAGCGCCGCAAGGCCAAGGGUGCCGCCUACUACGAGCGCAAGAAGUUGGCACAAAGACAACUGUCUGAAGCCAAGAAGAACGCUAAGACGGACACCAAGACGACCGAGGCCCUCUCUGCAUUCGGUUACUAA
This is a messenger RNA of Pseudomassariella vexata, 588 nucleotides long. Its product is annotated as ribosomal protein L13 domain-containing protein. NCBI's taxonomy places the organism in Eukaryota, Fungi, Ascomycota, Sordariomycetes, Amphisphaeriales, Pseudomassariaceae. The annotation marks the transcript as partial. The transcript is spliced from 4 exons. Gene Ontology annotation, cellular component: ribosome; cytosolic large ribosomal subunit. Gene Ontology annotation, molecular function: structural constituent of ribosome; mRNA binding. The record is from RefSeq and is a predicted model, not a curated record. Gene Ontology annotation, biological process: translation; negative regulation of translation.